Messenger RNA from Paramecium sonneborni, 805 nucleotides. Lineage: Eukaryota; Ciliophora; Oligohymenophorea; Peniculida; Parameciidae. The record is from the annotation of a GenBank genome assembly.
UUAAAUUCUAGAAGGAUAAUUAAAUUAAAAAAAAUGAGUGAAUUUUCAAUUUAAAGGAUUGAAGGUAGAAAGAGUUCUAUUGAUAUUGAUGAUAGAAAUGGGUUGAUUUCAGAUCUAUAAGUGUUAAAAGAAGAAGAAAAGUCAAGUUAACCAUAACUUAAAUAUAUGAUGUAAUCCUUUUUUUAAUUAUAGGAGUUAGAACUCAUCGAUUAAUAAUGAGGAAGUAAUUGAUUAGGAAUUUGAUAUGAAUUCAAUUUAAUAGAAAAUGAAUAUUUAGAUUAAAAGUGAGUUGUAAAUUUAAAGUAAUAAACAACCAAACCUUAGUACAUGUUAUUUUAAUUCAAAUGAAUAAAAAAGAUAAUUGAGAUCAAGAAGAAAACUUAAUUUGAAAUAAUCUUUAAUUAAUUUUCAAUCUGAAAAUAAUUCUUUUUCUUUAAAUAUAAGUAAUCCUUUUUGCAAAUGUACUAAAUCAAACUGUUUAAAAUUGUAUUGCUAAUGUUUUCAUUAAAAUUCAAAAUGUUCUGAUUUUUGUAAAUGUAUGGAAUGUAAAAAUAGAAUAGAAUAUUUAGGAAUUAGAUUUAAUGCAAUAGAAAAGAUUAAAUAAAAAUUAUAUAGAUAGAAAAAUGAUGAUGAUUUAUUUGAUAGAUCAAAAAUUUGGGGAUGUAAAUGUUAAAAAUCUUAAUGUUAAAAGAAUUAUUGUGAAUGUUUUGUUAGAAAUUAGAAAUGCUCAUCAAAUUGUAGAUGUAAAGAUUGUGAAAAUAAGAAACGAUUUCCAUAAAAAUAAAAAAAGAAAUAAAAAAGAUGA